Messenger RNA from Propithecus coquereli (Coquerel's sifaka), 6899 nucleotides. It is a transcript of the gene TAF1, whose product is annotated as TAF1 RNA polymerase II, TATA box binding protein (TBP)-associated factor, 250kDa. Gene Ontology annotation, cellular component: transcription factor TFIID complex. Gene Ontology annotation, biological process: transcription by RNA polymerase II; DNA-templated transcription initiation; RNA polymerase II preinitiation complex assembly. The record is from RefSeq and is a predicted model, not a curated record. NCBI's taxonomy places the organism in Eukaryota, Metazoa, Chordata, Mammalia, Primates, Indriidae. Bases 5 to 5272 code for a protein of 1755 amino acids. The transcript is spliced from 35 exons. Gene Ontology annotation, molecular function: RNA polymerase II general transcription initiation factor activity; DNA binding; TBP-class protein binding.
GUCUAUGGGACCCGGCUUGGAUUUGCGGCUGCUUGCAGCAGCUGCCAGCACUGCUGCCGCCAUCAUGUCAGACACAGACAGCGACGAAGAUUCUGCUGGAGGCGGGCCGUUUUCUUUAACCGGUUUUCUUUUUGGCAACAUCAAUGGAGCUGGGCAACUGGAAGGGGAGAACGUCUUGGAUGAUGAGUGUAAGAAGCACUUGGCAGGCUUGGGGGCUUUGGGUCUGGGCAGCCUGAUCACUGAACUCACGGCAAAUGAAGAAUUGACUGGGACGGACGGUGCCUUGGUAAAUGAUGAAGGAUGGAUCAGGAGUACAGAAGAUGCUGUGGACUAUUCAGACAUCAACGAGGUAGCAGAAGAUGAAAGCCGAAGAUAUCAGCAGACAAUGGGGAGCUUGCAGCCCCUUUGCCACUCAGAUUAUGAUGAAGAUGACUAUGAUGCUGAUUGUGAAGAUAUUGAUUGCAAGUUGAUGCCUCCCCCACCUCCACCCCCAGGACCACUGAAGAAGGAUAAGGACCAAGAUGCUAUUACUGGUGUGUCUGAAGAUGGAGAAGGCAUCAUCUUGCCCUCCAUCAUUGCCCCUUCCUCUUUGGCCUCAGAGAAAGUGGACUUCAGUAGUUCCUCUGACUCAGAAUCUGAGAUGGGACCUCAGGAAGCAACACAGGCAGAAUCUGAGGAUGGGAAGCUGACUCUACCGUUGGCCGGGAUUAUGCAGCAUGAUGCCACCAAGCUGUUGCCAAGUGUCACAGAACUUUUCCCAGAAUUUCGGCCUGGAAAGGUACUACGCUUUCUACGUCUUUUUGGACCAGGGAAGAAUGUCCCAUCUGUUUGGCGGAGUGCUCGGAGAAAGAGGAAAAAGAAACACCGUGAGCUGAUACAGGAAGAGCAGAUCCAGGAGGUGGAAAGCUCAGUAGAAUCAGAAGUUAACCAGAAGUCUUUGUGGAACUACGACUAUGCUCCACCACCACCUCCAGAGCAAUGUCUCUCUGAUGAUGAAGUAGGCAAAAGAGACCUGGGAUUAAGGCCCACGAGGGGAGCAAAUGAGUUCUCCCUAGCUUAUGUCUGUUUUGCAGCCACUCUGGAUGAUGACAAACCUUGGUAUUCUAUUUUUCCCAUUGACAAUGAGGAUCUGGUGUAUGGACGCUGGGAGGACAAUAUUAUUUGGGAUGCUCAGGCCAUGCCCCGGCUGUUGGAGCCUCCUGUUUUGACACUUGAUCCCAAUGAUGAGAAUCUUAUUUUGGAAAUUCCUGAUGAGAAGGAAGAGGCCACCUCUAACUCUCCCUCCAAGGAGAAUAAGAAGGAAUCAUCUUUGAAGAAGAGUCGAAUUCUCUUAGGGAAAACAGGAGUCAUCAAGGAGGAACCCCAGCAGAACAUGUCUCAGCCAGAAGUGAAAGAUCCAUGGAAUCUCUCCAAUGAUGAGUAUUACUACCCCAAGCAACAGGGUCUUCGAGGCACCUUUGGAGGGAAUAUUAUCCAGCAUUCAAUUCCUGCUGUGGAAUUACGGCAGCCCUUCUUUCCUACGCAUAUGGGGCCUAUCAAACUCCGGCAGUUCCAUCGCCCACCUCUGAAAAAGUACUCCUUUGGGGCACUAUCUCAGCCAGGUCCCCACUCAGUCCAGCCUUUGCUAAAGCACAUCAAAAAGAAGGCCAAGAUGAGAGAACAAGAGAGGCAAGCUUCAGGUGGUGGAGAGAUGUUUUUUAUGCGCACACCUCAGGACCUCACAGGCAAAGAUGGAGAUCUUAUUCUUGCAGAAUAUAGUGAAGAAAAUGGGCCCUUAAUGAUGCAGGUUGGCAUGGCAACGAAGAUAAAGAACUACUAUAAACGGAAACCUGGAAAAGAUCCUGGAGCACCAGAUUGUAAAUAUGGGGAAACUGUUUAUUGUCAUACAUCUCCCUUCCUAGGCUCUCUCCAUCCUGGGCAAUUAUUGCAGGCAUUUGAGAACAACCUUUUUCGUGCUCCAAUUUAUCUUCAUAAAAUGCCAGAAACUGACUUCCUGAUUAUUCGGACAAGACAGGGUUACUAUAUUCGGGAAUUAGUAGAUAUUUUUGUGGUUGGCCAGCAGUGCCCCUUGUUUGAAGUUCCUGGGCCCAACUCCAAAAGGGCCAAUACACAUAUUCGAGACUUUCUGCAGGUUUUUAUUUACCGCCUUUUCUGGAAGAGUAAAGAUCGGCCACGACGGAUCCGAAUGGAAGAUAUAAAAAAAGCCUUUCCUUCCCAUUCAGAAAGCAGCAUCCGAAAGAGGCUAAAGCUCUGCGCUGACUUCAAACGCACAGGGAUGGACUCAAACUGGUGGGUGCUGAAGUCUGAUUUUCGUUUACCAACUGAAGAGGAGAUCAGAGCUAUGGUGUCACCAGAGCAGUGCUGUGCUUAUUAUAGCAUGAUAGCUGCAGAGCAGCGACUGAAGGAUGCUGGCUAUGGUGAGAAGUCCUUUUUUGCUCCAGAAGAAGAAAAUGAGGAAGAUUUUCAGAUGAAGAUUGAUGAUGAGGUUCGCACUGCUCCGUGGAAUACCACAAGGGCCUUCAUUGCUGCCAUGAAGGGCAAGUGUCUCCUAGAGGUGACUGGGGUGGCAGAUCCCACAGGGUGUGGUGAAGGAUUCUCCUAUGUGAAGAUUCCAAACAAACCAACACAGCAGAAGGAUGAUAAGGAGCCUCAGCCAGUGAAGAAGACAGUGACAGGAACUGAUGCAGACCUCCGUCGCCUUUCCUUGAAAAAUGCCAAGCAGCUUCUACGUAAAUUUGGUGUGCCAGAGGAAGAGAUUAAAAAGUUAUCCCGCUGGGAAGUGAUUGAUGUGGUGCGCACAAUGUCAACAGAACAAGCUCGCUCUGGAGAGGGGCCCAUGAGUAAAUUUGCCCGUGGAUCAAGGUUUUCUGUGGCGGAACAUCAGGAACGUUAUAAAGAAGAAUGUCAGCGCAUCUUUGACCUACAGAACAAGGUUUUGUCAUCAACUGAAGUCUUAUCAACUGACACGGACAGCAGCUCAGCUGAAGAUAGUGACUUUGAAGAAAUGGGAAAGAACAUCGAGAACAUGUUGCAGAAUAAGAAAACCAGCUCUCAGCUAUCCCGUGAGCGAGAGGAGCAGGAGCGGAAGGAACUACAGCGGAUGCUACUCGCAGCAGGCUCAGCAGCAUCAGGAAACAAUCACAGAGAUGAUGAUACAGCUUCUGUGACUAGCCUUAACUCUUCUGCCACUGGCCGCUGUCUAAAGAUUUAUCGCACAUUUCGAGAUGAAGAGGGGAAAGAGUACGUUCGCUGUGAGACGGUCCGAAAACCAGCUGUCAUUGAUGCCUAUGUGCGCAUACGGACCACAAAAGAUGAGGAAUUCAUUCGAAAAUUUGCCCUUUUUGAUGAACAGCAUCGAGAAGAGAUGCGAAAAGAGCGGCGGAGGAUUCAAGAACAACUGAGGCGGCUUAAGCGGAACCAGGAAAAGGAGAAGCUUAAGGGUCCUCCUGAGAAGAAGCCCAAAAAAAUGAAGGAGCGUCCUGACUUAAAACUGAAAUGUGGUGCAUGUGGUGCCAUUGGGCACAUGAGGACAAACAAAUUUUGCCCCCUCUAUUAUCAAACAAAUGCUCCGCCUUCCAACCCUGUUGCCAUGACAGAGGAGCAAGAGGAGGAGUUGGAAAAGACAGUCAUUCAUAAUGAUAAUGAAGAACUUAUCAAGGUUGAAGGGACCAAGAUUGUCUUGGGGAAACAGUUAAUUGAGAGUGCAGAUGAGGUUCGAAGAAAAUCUCUGGUUCUCAAGUUCCCUAAACAGCAACUUCCUCCCAAGAAGAAACGGCGAGUUGGAACCACUGUUCAUUGUGACUAUUUGAAUAGACCUCAUAAGUCUAUCCACCGGCGCCGGACAGACCCUAUGGUGACAUUGUCAUCCAUCUUGGAGUCUAUCAUCAAUGACAUGAGAGAUCUUCCAAAUACAUACCCUUUCCACACUCCAGUCAAUGCAAAGGUUGUAAAAGACUACUACAAAAUCAUCACUCGACCAAUGGACCUACAAACACUUCGUGAAAAUGUGCGUAAACGCCUCUACCCAUCUCGGGAAGAGUUCAGAGAGCAUUUGGAGCUAAUUGUGAAAAAUAGUGCAACCUACAAUGGGCCAAAGCACUCGUUGACCCAGAUCUCUCAAUCCAUGCUGGAUCUCUGUGAUGAAAAACUCAAAGAGAAGGAAGACAAAUUGGCUCGCUUAGAGAAAGCUAUCAACCCCUUGCUGGAUGAUGAUGACCAAGUGGCAUUUUCUUUCAUUCUGGACAACAUCGUCACCCAGAAAAUGAUGGCAGUUCCAGAUGUAAGUGGUCUCUGUGCUAAAUAUUGGCCUGAGAGUCAGUAUACUAAGACUGCCCAGGAGAUUGUGAACGUCUGUUACCAGACAUUGACUGAGUAUGAUGAGCAUUUGACUCAACUUGAGAAGGAUAUUUGUACCGCUAAAGAAGCAGCUUUGGAGGAAGCAGAAUUAGAAAGCCUAGACCCAAUGACCCCAGGGCCCUACACACCUCAGCCUCCUGAUUUGUAUGAUACCAAUACAUCCCUCAGUAUGUCUCGAGAUGCCUCUGUAUUUCAAGAUGAGAGCAAUAUGUCUGUCCUGGAUAUUCCCACUGCCACUCCAGAAAAGCAGGUAACACAGAUGCGCCAGGGCCGAGGUAGGCUGGGCGAGGAAGACUCUGAUGUAGAUAUUGAAGGGUAUGAUGAUGAGGAGGAGGAUGGGAAACCUAAGACUCCAGCCCCAGAAGGUGAAGAUGGAGAUGGUGAUCUUGCAGAUGAAGAGGAAGGAACUGUGCAACAGCCUCAAGCCAGUGUACUAUAUGAGGAUUUGCUUAUGUCUGAAGGAGAGGAUGAUGAGGAAGAUGCUGGGAGUGAUGAAGAAGGAGAUAAUCCUUUCUCUGCUAUCCAGCUGAGUGAAAGUGGAAGUGACUCUGAUGUGGGAUCUGGUGGGAUAAGACCCAAACAGCCCCGCAUGCUUCAGGAGAACACAAGGAUGGGCAUGGAAAAUGAAGAAAGUAUGAUGUCCUAUGAGGGAGACGGUGGGGAGGCUUCCCAUGGUUUGGAGGAUAGCAACAUCAGUUAUGGGAGCUAUGAGGAGCCUGAUCCCAAGUCGAACACCCAAGACACAAGCUUCAGCAGCAUCGGUGGGUAUGAGGUAUCAGAGGAGGAAGAAGAUGAGGAGGAAGAGCAGCGCUCUGGGCCAAGUGUACUAAGCCAGGUCCACCUGUCAGAGGACGAGGAGGACAGUGAGGAUUUCCACUCCAUUGCUGGGGACAGUGACUUGGACUCUGAUGAAUGAGGCUUCCUUUGGGCCUCCUUGGUCAGCCUUCCCUGUUCUCCAGCCUAGGUGGUUCACCUUUCCCCAAUUUGUUUAUAUUUGUGCAGUGUCUAAUCAUGAAAUCACCAGAUUAACUAACACCUUAGCCUUUAAAAAAAUAGUAAGUAAAUGAUAAUAAAUCACCUCUCCUGAUCUUCAUGGGGCAAUGUUACCCUUCCUUUUAGCAACCCCCUUCCCCCACCACUACGAAAAAGAAAGAGCGAGCUCAUUCUUCUCCUGUUUCCCUUUAACUCCAUUUAUUGCUCUUGGUAUAAUUUUUCCCUGGGGAAGGAGGAGAAAUUAUGAAAGGACUAAUAACUUUAUGUCCUCUUGAUGUAGUAGAUAUUUUCCAAGCAUGGUAUCGUCUCAGCUUUCUAAUUUUCAGGCUGGAACAGGUGAGAACCCUCCCUGCUGGGACAGAGAAUUGGGUUCUGAUGGACUCUGUGCCACACUAAAAAACAAACCUAUUGGACAAACUGCCCGUUAUUUUAUUAUUUAUUUGAUUAUACAAUGCCUUGUUCCAAAAUGGAUUUGAGGCAAGUGACUAUAAAUCUUUGAAACAGCCUAUUUGUCAGAAAUGAUGUGUUGCCAUGUAAAUGUGUUCUCUCCCUCCCCCCCAAGGGAAAUGGUAGGAAAAUGGUAAGUUUCUUAGGGCAAAGACUGUGUCUUUUGUUUCUUUUCAUGCUUAGGAUAUGGUUCUGUGCAUAGUAGGUACUCAGUAAAUGUUCCUAAAAUCACAAAAUCCUCAGUAGAUGUUACUGAACGUCUGCUUCAUGAUAAGCACUCUACCAGAUCCUUGGGGUGCAAAGGUAAAUAAGACACAUCUCUUUUACCCAAAGAGCUUACCAUGAAGUUGGGGAAGGGGGAGUGGAAUUCAAAACAUGUUAAUAAAUCAUUAUAGUACUGUGAGAUAAGUGCAAUUAAGAAGCUAGCUGUAAAGUAUAGGGGAAAAUAGAGGAGUGAUCAUGUCUGAAAAAAAGUCAGGGAAGUCUUCCUAGAGGUAAUUUUUAAGCUGAUUGUUGAAGAAUUAGUAGGAGCUUGCCAGAUGGAAAAGUCCAGGCAGAGUGUAACAUGAAGUAAAAAGGCCAAAGUCUAGAAAUGGCAGAGUGUGUUCCUAGUUUGUUUGUUUGUUUGUUUGUACCUGCCUUGUUCCAGAAAGGAUUUAAGAUGGUUUAUGUGCUAGGCUGUUAUUGCUGGAAUGGCUAGAGAUGAGACUAAAAGAUAGGAAGCAUAUAAUCAAGAGCAUUUGAUACUAAUGAGUGUGAAUUUUAUAUUAUGGGAAAUAAGCUCUAGAAGAGUGAAAUAAUCAGGUUUGUGUUUUAGAAAUUUUCUAUAUGUUCAAUGAAUGAAGAAAGAAAUUGAAGAAUCAACGAUAUGUAACAAGACGUGUGAUUCCCGUUUUUGUAAAAGACAAAACCAUGUGUGUUUAUUUAUGUGUGUUUAUAUAUACUUGCACAUGCGAAGGAAAAAGGUCUGAAAGGAUGUAAACUAAACUGUUCACAAUGAUAACCUCUGGGGAAUGGGAUUGGAGGGAAGGGGGUUUAUGUGCUUGUAUGUAUACUGGGUGGGGUAUUGUGCUUUUAUUUCUGUAUCGUUUGAAUUUUUUUAC